Moneuplotes crassus is the source of this 1114-nucleotide messenger RNA. The record is from the annotation of a GenBank genome assembly. Lineage: Eukaryota; Ciliophora; Spirotrichea; Euplotida; Euplotidae.
UAUUGAUCAACUUUUAAUGAAAAAGGAAUUGAGUUUUACAGAAGAUUCGGAGAAGCUAUUAUCAACCCCCAAGGAAGAGAAAAGUGUCGUUGAACAAGUCAGAUCUAUUCUGAGCCAUGAGAAGCAUUCAUUUGAAAUUCAAGAACCAGGUCAAGUUGAGGAGCCUUCUCCUAAGAAAAAUACCUAUUUAGGAUACCUCUUUAUGUUUAUUGCUAUUUCAGGAUUCACUUGAGGACAUAUUUUCUCAAAGAUUGCUUUCACCAGGAAUCCAGCACUUGGAGGCUUUGACUGUGUCACAUUCUUCGGAAUCUGGCUCUCCAUUGUGUAUAUCACGUGGGCGAAGAUCCUGGGAGUUCAGUUAUCAGUCACAAACUUGCCAAAAACACCAUUAAUUGCUCUGUUGUUAAGUCUCGUGGUGACAUUUUUGGUCCAGCUGGGCAUGUUUAAAGCUAUUUCUUGGAUCCCAGUUGGCAAGAGUACGCUGAUUUAUAGCACAAAUCCUAUAUUUAGCGUAGUUUUGUCCUUCCUAAUUUUGCGGGAGAAAUUAUCCAAACCCAUCGUCUUUUCAGCAAUUGGAGCUCUUAUUGGGAUUUACUUUUUAUCUCUGAAUAAAAAAGAAGAAAGUGAUCAAGGGGAUAACUUAAUUCUUGGUGUAAUUCUUGUUGUAACCUGAGCAUGGCUACAAGCAGUCAUUUUCAUCCUUGUAAGGAUCAUCAGCUCCCAAAAGAUCCAUUUCACUGUGAGGCCGGCUAAUGUCGGAAUGUUCUUUAUCGCGAUUGUAGUGUGAUAUAAUUGCUUCCUAUUGUUGGCAGGCUAUCCAAGUACAUUUCAAUAUGACUUGGUAGACAUAAUUUUGCUAUCAUGAGUCGGAAUCGGUGCCUGACUGUGCAUCGGUCCUCUAAGUUUAGCCAUGCAGUAUGAAGAAGCCUCAAAAUUGUCACCACUUCUUUAUACAGAGAACAUUUUCACCUUGCUAGCAGACGCUUUGGUGUUUGGCUACACUUUCGUUAAAUCUGACUACAUUGGGAUAUCGAUAGUAGGAGUUUGCCUCCUCAUUCCUGUUUUCAUCAAGUUAUAUGCUAAGAAGUAAGCACUACAAGUUUCAACACCCAUA